CUUCCCGUUCUGCUUGAUCGCCUCCGCAAAAAACCACCGUCUCUACUGGCAUCAUGGCCAUCGCCGCAACCGUUUCUGCCCCUAUCACAUCUUCAAAUCUCCGAUCACAUUCUAUCACUCGUCCGUCCUCUUUUUCUCUCAUCAAUCCAUUCAAAUCCUCUUCUUUCACCAAAUUGACGACUACUUCUCUUAUCCGAAACCCUAAGUUCGGAUUCUCUGUCUCGGCAAUGAGUGUUGCAGCUCAGGAAAAUCUCUCUCAGACGGCGUUCCUCGAUCGGAGAGAAAGCGGAGUUCUUCAUUUUGUCAAGUAUCAUGGCCUCGGUAACGACUUUAUCAUGGUUAACAAUCUUGAUUCGAUGGAGCCCAAAGUUACUCCAGAGCAAGCUGUAAAGUUAUGUGAUAGGAACUUUGGCAUUGGAGGGGAUGGAAUAAUCUUUGCUAUGCCUGGAUCAAAUGGGACUGAUUAUACCAUGAGAAUUUUUAAUUCUGAUGGUAGUGAGCCUGAGAUGUGCGGUAAUGGAGUUCGUUGCCUUGCAAAAUUUAUUGCAGAUCUCAAUAACUCACAUGGAAGGCAAAGUUUUACUGUACAUACUGGUGCUGGCCUCAUUGUACCCGAGAUACAAGAUGAUGGGAAGGUUAAAGUUGACAUGGGUGAGCCUGUCCUGAAGGCCUCAGAUGUUCCCACUAAAAUACCAGCAAAUAAAGAUCAAUCUGUUGUGAAAGCAAAAAUUGAAGUAGAUGGAGUGAACUGGAAUGUCACGUGCGUCAGCAUGGGAAAUCCUCACUGCAUCACUUUUGGUAGAGAAGGAGGCGAGAACUUGGUGGUUGAUGAAUUGAAUUUGGCUGACAUUGGUCCGAAAUUUGAACGUCAUGCGCUGUUCCCUGCCCGAACUAACACAGAAUUUGUGCAAGUGUUCUCUCGCUCACAUCUAAAAAUGCGUGUUUGGGAGCGUGGUGCUGGAGCAACGUUGGCUUGUGGAACUGGAGCAUGCGCGGUAGCUGUUGCAGCAAUCCUCGAGGGUCGUUCUGAGAGGAACUGUACGGUUGAUUUACCUGGAGGGCCGUUGGUGAUAGAAUGGAGGGAGGACGACAACCAUGUGUACAUGACGGGCCCUGCUGAAGUAGUGUUUUAUGGAUCUGUUCACCUCUAGGAUUCUUAACGAUUGCAGGAUGAAUCAAAGAUUUGUGAGAAAAAGAAUCAGUUGAUCAUCUGUCACCUGUAAAAUUCUAAAUUUUAUCCGGUAAACCUAAUUUGCUGUAUGCCUGUAUUGCAACAUUAUUUUGAUGGACAAAGGUUCGUGUGAGAAUUGAGGUUAAGUUGAGAAGCUUAAAAAC
Molecule: messenger RNA, 1335 nt
Organism: Cynara cardunculus var. scolymus (artichoke)
Lineage: Eukaryota; Viridiplantae; Streptophyta; Magnoliopsida; Asterales; Asteraceae
Product: diaminopimelate epimerase, chloroplastic
Exons: 9
Coding region: 54-1151 (365 amino acids)
Cellular component (GO): cytosol; cytoplasm
Molecular function (GO): diaminopimelate epimerase activity
Source: RefSeq, a predicted model, not a curated record